CACACGUCUGAAGUCUGGAAAAAAAAAACCUCCACUGGACUGUACCGAGAUUUUGGACACAAAUCUGGACUCUUCGCAGCUUCACCUGGAUAAAAACUCGUAACAGUUUCCCGGAGCGUCCAGGAUUCCCACGUAAACCACAGAACAGCAGUUUCAUCUCUGGGCCUGGCUGCUUAGUUUGUGUUCGUGGAGAUUUCUGGAGUUCAUUGUGAAGCUGAGAUCACCUUCAUAUGAGAAAGACGACUCCAACAACAGACUGACCAGCGCCUGAAGUAGACGAUGUUUUCUUAAGAUCUACUGUCGUCACCACCCGCCUGCGCUCGCCCUCCUCCGCCCCUCACCAUGAACCACACCCCGAGCCCGCACCUGUCCGAGGGGGGCAAGUCCACGGGGGGCAGCCUGCUCUGUGCCCUGGGUCUCUCUGGAGGAGGAGACCGGGGCAUUCGCUCUCCGGACAGUUUGGCCCACACCCCCAGUCCGACGGGGGGCACUCCGAGCUCCAGCCCCCCCCUGCUGCUGUCCCCCGGCGGGCUGAGCUCUCUGGGGCUGGGGAGUCUGGGGGGCCUGGACGACGGGGCGGGGGGAGACUGGGAGAGCAGAGAGGAGCUGAGGCUGCGUGAGCUGGAGGAGGCACGGGCCAGAGCGGCGCAGAUGGAGAAGACCAUGAGGUGGUGGUCCGACUGCACGGCCAACUGGAGGGAGAAGUGGAGCAAGGUCCGGGCAGAGCGUAACCGCGCCCGUGAUGAGGUGCGUCAGCUGCGGCAGAGGCUGGACACUUUGACCAAAGAGCUCACCGGAGUGCGCAGGGAGAGACAGGAACUGGCCACGGAGAACGAGACCCUCAGACAGGAAGUGCUGCGUCUCCACGGCGACCCCGCGGCCCUGCCCCCGAACGGAACGUCCACUUCCUGUUCCCCGACGCACGCCUCCGUCGCUCGCGGCUCGUCCUGCUCCUCCAGCUCCAUGCCGCCCUCCCCCGCCUCCUCUGCCUCCUCCUGUCACCCCCACACUGAAGGGGGCACCACACCAGGGUCACCGGAGCCCGAACCGGUGAGAGACGUCGACCUGGAUAAGCAGAAGAAGCUGCAACAAAAAGACAUGGAAAUACUGGAGACGGUGUUGCGCUCCGGUCCUCCAGGGGGCGACGCUCAGGAGUCGUGGGACAAAUCGGGCUCGUCGCGUCCGCCGUCGAACAGACAGGAGCGCAGUCGACAGCUGUGGGACGAGCUCAGCACCACAGAAGAAGACCAGAGCAAACUCAACGCUCUGCAGCUCCGACUGGACGAGUCCCAGAAAGUCCUGCUCAAGGAGAGAGAAGACAAACUGGCUCUGAGUAAAAGCAUCGAGCGACUGGAGGCUGAGCUCAGUCAGUGGAAACUCAAAUACGAAGAGCUGAGCAAAAGCAAGCAGGAGGCACUGAAACAGCUGAACCUGUUGAAGGAGAUGCAUCAGGACGAGCUGGGCCGCAUGUCCGAGGACCUGGAGGACGAGCUCGGGGCCCGCUCCAGUAUGGACAAGAAACUGGCCGAGCUACGAGCAGAGAUGGAGCGUCUUCAGGUGGAGAAUGCAGCAGAGUGGGGCAGACGGGAGCGUUUGGAGACGGAGAAACUGGCCCUGGAACGCGACAAUAAGAAACUCCGAGCUCAGACCGAAGACCUGGAGGAACAACUGACCAAGAAACGCCGCCAGGCCGCCUCCGCACUGGACUCUGACCUGAAGGCCAUUCAGACAGAGCUGUUUGAGAGGAACAAGGAGCUGGCAGACCUGAGACACGUCCACGCUAAACUAAAGAAGCAGUUCCAGGAGAAGACGGCGGAGCUGGCCCACGCCAACAGACGAAUGGAGGGGCACGAGGCGGAGGUGAAGAAGCUUCGGCUCAGAGUGGAAGAGCUGAAGAAGGAGCUGGGACAGGCGGAGGACGAGUUGGAUGAGGCCCAUAACCAGUCGAGGAAGCUGCAGAGGUCACUGGACGAGCAGGUGGAGCAGACGGAGAACCUGCAGGUGCAACUGGAACAUCUACAGUCCAGACUGAGGCGACAGCAGCAAACUCCAGGACUUUUUGGAAAAAUCCGACGCUUUGGCUCCGAAAACCCAGAUGGUCCGUCCAGUGACUUAGACGAAGAAGAGGAGGACCUACCACUACAGAUACCAUAACAUUUAAGCACAUUACAAACUAUAGACCACUUUUAUUACAUUACACACAACCCAGUGAUGUCCUUAAUCCAGCAACUAUGAGGAUUAAGACUGAAAAACUCGUGGAUAAUGUGGUUUUGAAUGGAAAAUACAAGACUGAAUUUUUCUCUAUUGGACUUUUAAAUGAACUUGGUUGAAUCUAUAGACAUUUAUUAUUGUUAUUAUUACAUUGUACUCAUUUUUACCUCAUAUUGUAAGUUUUAAACAUGCUACUGUUUUCGAGUUUACCUUUCAUUUCUACGGUUUUCAAUGUGAGCCACGAGAUCAAUACCCAAAAAGUGUUUCAUUUUAGCGACUUUUUAAUACCACUCCGUCUAGCUAUUUUAAUUGAAUCUCCUAUAUUAUGCAAUUUAGUAUGUUAUUAAUAAUUUAAAGGGCCCAUGUUAUGCUAUUUUUUAUCUAUCUUAUAAUGUUUCUGCGUCAAAAACAGACCUGGAGUUGUGUUUUGUUCCAUUUACGCAUGUUUAACACACAAAUCCUGCACAUUUAGGCUGAGUUCUUCUCUCAAACAGAAGUACUCAAUGCAGGAAGUGCUCCAUACACCUUCGCUUGAAUCAUUUCGAUAAUUUCAGCUCUGGAAAUGCAUUUGUGAAUGAAACAAAACAACUCCAGGUAUGUUUUUGAUGAGAUAACAACAUUGUAACAUGACUAAAAUCUCCCAAGAGUCAUUUUUGCGCAAUAUAAGACCUUUAAAUCAAAUCUGACUUUUCUUUUUCUCUUUUUGGUCCAUAUAUUUGAAUGAUCUAAAGCCAAGUUAACUCUUUUUUUAAUCAAAAAUGAACAAAAUCCUAUGCUAUCCUAGAACUUGUUGAGGCUAUAGCUUGUAUGGUUGGUAAAUUGCUGUAUUGUUAUUAAAAAAAACCCCAAAAAAAACAGUUCUCUGUUUUAGAAGCAAUCAUUGUCUCCAAAUAAGUCAUAGAAUGUAUUUCAAAUAAGGUUGUUGUCCAAAUAAUGAUCCAUCUGAAUUUUCUUACUACACAUUUCUGCAGUACGCCUGUAUUACACUUUUAACGCAGUACAUCUCUCACGCUUUACUCGUCACUCGUCACAUCUGAGGCUGAACAAUGGGACCAAAACAUUUGUACUGAACUGAAUCUGUUAUUUAUGUUUAGUUUUUUAUAAAAUAUCUGUAUCUCUCAGUGUU
Boleophthalmus pectinirostris (great blue-spotted mudskipper) is the source of this 3337-nucleotide messenger RNA. Its product is annotated as coiled-coil domain-containing protein 102A. Lineage: Eukaryota; Metazoa; Chordata; Actinopteri; Gobiiformes; Gobiidae. Gene Ontology annotation, cellular component: myosin complex. The record is from RefSeq and is a predicted model, not a curated record.